Arachis ipaensis is the source of this 932-nucleotide messenger RNA. NCBI's taxonomy places the organism in Eukaryota, Viridiplantae, Streptophyta, Magnoliopsida, Fabales, Fabaceae. The record is from RefSeq and is a predicted model, not a curated record.
GGUUUCAAGUGAAUAUAUUCAGCUGUUAACAUUUAAAAUAAUGGUAUGACUUGGAUAUAUUUAUAGUUGUAUAUACAACAUAGGUGACAAUCUACUAGAACAUCAAAGAUAAUGCUACCAUGUCAUGCUAUCAACCACAGACUAAGGUCUUAAACAUUCUUCACCAGAUGCACUUGUUAGAUUUCCCUGUAACCAAAGCAUGUUUUCAUUAUGUUCUUAGAGAAAACGAACCCAGUCCUAGUUUCAAACUGGAAGCAAGUCCAUUAUAUUCCACAAUACAAAGUUGAAGUUUUCAAAAUUCCACCAAAACUAAACAAGCCAAGAAAAGCCCUCAUCUAAGAAUAUUCUAAAACAAAAUGCGACUCACAAGUUGAGCGAAGGGCUCUCCAUCCUUGAAGAUGAUGAAGGUUGGCAGGGCCUCAAUCCUUUAUUUGUUGGCAAUUGCAGUGUGCUUCAGGUCAAUCUUGACUACCUGUACCUAUGCAAAUAUUCUUUCAAUGCUUUUGCUUCUUUGACUAGCUUAUGAUCACCCGCGUCUUGUUAAAAAUGAUUCUUCUGAUCCUCUUGGGAAAUAAUUCGGAAACAACCUUUGCUAUAUGCUGUGCUUGCAGGAUCCACCUGAAGACUCUGUUGUUACAAUGUGUGGCCAUGUCUUCUGUUAUCAAUGUGUAUCAGAUUACUUGAAUGGUGAUGGUAAUACAUGCUCUGCUCCUGGUUGUAAAGCAGCACUUGCAAAAGAUGGUGUUUUCUCCAAGGCUACGUUGAGGAGUUGCUUGUCUGAUGAACUUGGUGGUAGUAAUUCCAUAAAAGUGCAUGAUUUUGCUCGUUCACUAGCAGCAGAGUAACUGUUAUGCUGAUGUCGCUGAAAGCAGGAAAUCUUGGUUUGAAUAUGGUUGCUGUGUGUCAUGUUAUUCUUUUGGAUCCGUGGUAGA